AUGCGGGCGCUUCGCAAACAGUCGGAGAGCGCGCGGCAAAGGCGGAAUGAGUUGGCGAGCUUCAAUUUCGCAAUAUCCCGUCACGGGACGCGGGAUCCACCGACCAUAUGCCACGCGCUCGGCCCUCAGGCGACGCUCGUCUAUAAUCCCACCGCCCCACAAGCCCUCACGUCCAGGGAUGAGAGUUACAGAGCGUUGUGCGCGGACUUGGCGGUUUCAUGUACGGCAAAGGGGGUGAUA
This is a messenger RNA of Iphiclides podalirius (scarce swallowtail), 240 nucleotides long. Lineage: Eukaryota; Metazoa; Arthropoda; Insecta; Lepidoptera; Papilionidae. The record is from the annotation of a GenBank genome assembly.